GGCGGGAGGAGGGGACGACUUCGGGCGCGGGGAGGGGGCGCUCUGCUGUGGGGCCAUGACCGAGCCCGGAAGCCCGGAGCCCGAGACCCGGGCUUGCAGCCCCGGUGCCGCCGCCGCCAUGGCCGCCCCGCAGCUCUUCCGCGCGCUGGUGUCGGCGCAGUGGGUGGCCGAGGCGCUGCGGGCCCCGCGCGCGGGGCCGCCGCUGCAGCUGCUCGACGCCUCUUGGUACCUGCCCAAGCUGGGCCGCGACGCGCGCCGUGAGUUCGAGGAGCGCCACAUCCCCGGCGCCGCCUUCUUCGACAUCGACCAGUGCAGCGACCGCACGUCUCCCUACGACCACAUGCUGCCCAGCGCGGCGCACUUCGCCGAGUACGCGGGCCACCUGGGCGUGGGCGCCGACACCCACGUCGUGGUCUACGACGCCAGCGACCAGGGCCUCUACGCCGCGCCGCGCGUCUGGUGGAUGUUCCGCGCCUUCGGCCACCGCACCGUGUCGCUGCUCGACGGCGGCUUCCGCCACUGGCUCCGCCUGGGGCUCCCGCUGAGCUCGGGCAAAAGCCGCCCGGCGCCCGCCGAGUUCCGCGCCUCGCUGGACGCCGCCUUCGUCAAGACGUACGAGGACAUCAAGGAGAACCUUGAAUCCCGCCGUUUCCAGGUGGUGGACGCCCGCGCCGCCGGCCGGUUCCGCGGCACUGAGCCCGAGCCCCGAGACGGCAUCGAACCUGGCCACAUCCCCGGCACCGUGAACAUCCCCUUCACGGACUUCCUGACCCAGGAGGGCCUGGAGAAAAGCCCCGAGGAGAUCCGCCAUCUGUUCCAGGACAAGAAGGUGGAUUUGUCCCGGCCACUGGUGGCCACGUGUGGCUCGGGCGUCACAGCCUGCCACGUGGCACUGGGUGCCUACCUCUGUGGCAAGCCCGACGUGGCCAUCUACGACGGCUCCUGGGUGGAGUGGUACAUGCGCGCCCAGCCAGAGGAAGUCAUCUCCGAGGGCCGGGGGAAGACCCACUGAGCCUGGGCAGGACGCAGGAGGCAGCGGCCAGCCUGGUUGUUCCGACUCUGCCUUGACCAAGAAGCGUGUUUCUUCCGACAAGUCAGGGGGCGCAUAGGGUGACAUCCCGCUGGCUUGUGCGCUCCCGAUGGAGGCAGGAGAGAAGAGGGGGGGGCACAGAGGAAGACAGCUGCCCCACAUGCCGAGCUGGGGUCCUGCCUCCCUUCUGUUUUCCUGUCGAGGAAAUAAAACAGCAAAGUGCUAAAUCCUUCUAA
Molecule: messenger RNA, 1266 nt
Organism: Hyaena hyaena (striped hyena)
Lineage: Eukaryota; Metazoa; Chordata; Mammalia; Carnivora; Hyaenidae
Gene: MPST
Product: mercaptopyruvate sulfurtransferase
Exons: 3
Coding region: 56-1012 (318 amino acids)
Biological process (GO): transsulfuration
Cellular component (GO): mitochondrion
Molecular function (GO): thiosulfate-cyanide sulfurtransferase activity
Source: RefSeq, a predicted model, not a curated record